UCUAUCUUUAUGUAGAAGUUAAAUAUCCGAAGAGAAUAAUGGCGCCCCCCAUAGCAUUUAGAGGUUCUGAUGGUGUUUGGAUGGUGAAUGGUCCUCCAGAUCUGGGAACUAGACCUAAUUUUCCAGAGGAUAAAAGUAAAUGGUGCAAGGUGAUAGCAUUCAGUUCAGAUGGUUCUCUGAUCAGCUGGUGCAAUGGAGAAAAAACAUUAAUUGUAAGGACAUCUGAUUACAAACAAGUUGCUCAAAUUGACAAAGGCAAGGUCAACUGUCUGAAGUUCUCCCCUAAAGGAACAAUACUAGCACUCUGGGAAAACUACACAGUGGACAGAGAAACAAAUCAAGGAAACCCAAAUCUCCAUCUAUUUUCUGUACAGAGCGGAGAAAUCAUCAAAAGUCUCAUCCAGAAAAAACAGAGUAAUUGGGACCCCAAGUGGACAGAUGAUGAGGGGAUCUGCUGUAGAAAUGUCAAUAACGAACUACAUUUCUUUGAGGGAAAUGAAUUUGACACAAUUAAAACAAAGUUGCACAUGCAGAAAAUUUCCACCUUUGCCCUCGCAAGUAGUGGACCCCCUUAUCAUAUCGCUGGUUAUGUACCAGGGUCAAAGGGCCAGCCAUCUUUUGUAAGAAUUUACAAAUACCCAAACUUUGGAGGUCCCCAGGCAGCCCUGGCUAACAAGAGCUUCUUCAAGGCUGAUGAUGUCCAGAUGAAGUGGAACAAAACAGGAACCGCCUUGCUUGUCCUGACCUCCACCGAGUCCUCUGAUAAGAGUUACUAUGGCGACCAAGGCCUUCACUUUAUGGCGAUCAAUGGAGAAUGCAGCCUGGUGAAUCUCUCAAAGAAUGGUCCUAUAUACCACAUAGAAUGGAGUCCCCGUGCCACAGAAUUCGUUGUAGUUUAUGGAUUUAUGCCUGCCAAAGUGAGUUUAUUCAACAUGAAAGCAGAACCCAUCUUUGACUUUGGAACUGGCCCCAGGAAUCUUGCUUACUUCAAUCCACAUGGAAAUAUUUUGUGUUUGGCUGGUUUUGGGAAUCUGCGUGGAAACUUGGAAUUCUGGGAUAUGAGGACCAAGAAGUUAACAGCACAAACUCAGUCACCAGACACAACCAGUUUUGAGUGGUGUCCAGACGGGCAGCACAUCCUCACCGCAACCACUGCUCCUAGGCUACGUGUAGCUAACGGGUAUCGAAUCUGGCAUUGCUCUGGGAAUAUGUUGCAACAAGUAAUGGUGGACAAAGAAAAGGAAUUAUGGGAAGCGGUGUGGCAGCCUGCAGCAGAAGGGGUGUACCCUACCCCCGUCAUUACGGCCAGCAGCGUAACAGCAGUAGCAGCGGCAGCCCAGCCACAGCCAGAACAAAAAGCUCAAGCAUAUCGUCCUCCACAAGCAAGAGGAACAUCAGCAUCUAUAAAACUUCACGAGUAUGAAGGCCCCUCCGAUCCAAACAAGAAAGUCUCACAAGAUCCUAAUAAACCACUUACAAAAAAUCAAAAAAAGAGGGAAGCAAAGAAAGCUAAAGGGCCGCAGGAAGGACAGGCGAAAGCUGAACCAGCACCAUCAUCAGGUUACAACGCAUCAGAACCAGCGGCGUUUACAUCAUCAGGAGACCCAGAGAAGGACAAGAAAAUCAAAAAUCUCAGAAAGAAAAUUCAACAGAUAGAAAAAUUAAAAGAACAGCAGAAAUCAGGAAAACAGCUUGAAUUGAAUCAGAUUGAGAAAUUAAAAACUGAAGGUUCAUUACUGCAAGAGUUAGCUGCCCUUGAGAUCAGCUGAUACAAUUUGUGUACUAGUUGUUUGAAGACAGAGCAAGAUUGGUGUGUACUCAAAGAUUUUUUGAACAGGAUGAUAACGUUGUGAUCACUGAUCAGUGAGAUUGAAAUACACCAGGUCUCUGUGAUAUUUCAUUUUUUCUUUAAUUUUCUCAAUUCGAUUUUUCUUACACACAGUUUGUGUAAUGAAUUUGUUUUAAUAUUUAAUUAGGAUAUUUUUGUUUUGUAUUAUUUUGUGAUCCAGUGCUUUGUUUGAAGAAAGUUGUGUUAUAAACAUACAAUAAGGAAACAUUGUUAUGAAAUAAAGGGACGUUAUUUGUACA
Messenger RNA from Magallana angulata, 2088 nucleotides. RefSeq names its product eukaryotic translation initiation factor 2A-like. Gene Ontology annotation, molecular function: protein binding; tRNA binding; ribosome binding. Gene Ontology annotation, biological process: translational initiation. Bases 39 to 1769 code for a protein of 576 amino acids. Gene Ontology annotation, cellular component: cytosolic small ribosomal subunit. The record is from RefSeq and is a predicted model, not a curated record. The transcript is spliced from 17 exons. Lineage: Eukaryota; Metazoa; Mollusca; Bivalvia; Ostreida; Ostreidae.